This is a messenger RNA of Talaromyces proteolyticus, 638 nucleotides long. RefSeq lists its product as uncharacterized. Bases 119 to 589 code for a protein of 156 amino acids. The transcript has a single exon. Lineage: Eukaryota; Fungi; Ascomycota; Eurotiomycetes; Eurotiales; Trichocomaceae. The record is from RefSeq and is a predicted model, not a curated record.
UGAUAGGUCCUGCUGGCAGCACAUCUGCGUCACCAAUAAAACCCUAUCUACAACCGAGGCCCCUAUUUCAAGGAUUGUGGAAUCAUUUAGAGAUACAAUUUCUGCCCGAGUCUACGGAAUGCUUUACAAGCUCCUAGAUCGCAAUGAAUUCAUGAGGAUACCACACCUUUUUCCUCCUUUGGAAACGAUCCAAUCUCUUUUUAUAGCAUAUCGGGCAGCAUUUCUACCCCUUUACCCUAUUGCCCAUACCUCCAUGUUCUCCGAAAGCAGUUGGGAUACCAAUAACCCUUACGCAGAUAUUGGAAUUUUUCUUACUACAGCUAUGGUUCUCGGCUGUCUCGUUACGCCAGUAGAAGAAGCGCGAUUAUUCUCAACCGAAUUGGGGUACCUCAUUCGCCUAACCAUUACCGAAGGCGCAACACAGGAUGAAACUCGCCUUACUGACAAAUGGGUUUUAAGCGCGUGGGUCAUGAUUACAGUCUUCAGUGCUUGGUCUGGUAUCAAGAGACACAUGGAGAUGGCAGAGGCCUAUAAAGGUAUCUUGAGUGCUGUAUGUGUAUUGGUGAGUUUAGCACAGGAGAGUUGCUAAUGAUGAAACCAGUUCUUCCUUCGGCGGGGAUAUUUUCGGUCACACUGCA